AUGGAUGAAAUUACAGAUAUGUUAAGAAAAAUGCAAGAUGAAAUGAGCCAGCAAAAAGUAGACAUGGUAGCCAUGAAAGAAGACAUUAAAAACACAAUCAACAAUAAUAUAAAUGAGAAAUUUAAGAGUUUGGAAAACAAAAACUUACAACUUGAGCAAAAAUUGGAAACACAAAAAUUGUCAUUCGAUAACUUGGAUAGGUUCAAUACAAGAAAAAACCUGCUGUUUUUUGGAGUUGAAGAGCGAGAAAUUAGCUAUCAAGAUUUGGAGAAAAAAGUUUUAGAUAUCAUAAACAACAUUUUGAACAUCAAAUGUGAAAAGCAUUAUGUAGAAUCUGUAAGAAGACUUGGAAAAAAAGCGAUAAAAUCAGACCUAUUGUAA
Molecule: messenger RNA, 381 nt
Organism: Parnassius apollo (apollo)
Lineage: Eukaryota; Metazoa; Arthropoda; Insecta; Lepidoptera; Papilionidae
Source: the annotation of a GenBank genome assembly